Molecule: messenger RNA, 1032 nt
Organism: Cyclocybe aegerita
Lineage: Eukaryota; Fungi; Basidiomycota; Agaricomycetes; Agaricales; Hemipholiotaceae
Source: the annotation of a GenBank genome assembly
AUGAAGAUAGAGAAAUCUCACAUCCAUGCACCCUGCGACGUUCUUCCCAGCGAACUCCUCGCUGAAAUCUUCAAGCUCACCUCCAAGCCACCUCCCUUCUGCAAAACACCUAACACCAAUUUUACCUUGCCUCUUUUGCUAGGUGCAGUCUGUCACAAAUGGCAUGAGAUCGCAUGGGGCCUCCCAACCCUCUGGAAAUACGUACAUCUUGUGCUCUCAAUCAAGCACUAUGAUGUAUGUGUCGAUCUGCUGGAGGAAUGGCUUGAUCAAGCAAAGGACUGUCCACUGCACAUCGUGUUUCGUGUUCCAAGGGAUAUUCAAGAGGAGUUUAUGGAGUGGUGUGACGAUGGGCCGUUCGAGAUGUUUGCCCUUUUCACAAGAAAGCGCGUUCAAUGGGAGAAAAUCAACCUCGAUCUCAUCACACAGGAGUGUGUUGCGAGUCUCGAAGAAUGCGAAGGCGAGCUUCCCCUUCUCCAAGCAGUCGCACUCAAUGAUCUUGCCAAUGGGAUGGACAUUGAUUUGCUCAAGGACUCACUGGCUCUUUGUCAGCUUUCUCUCAAGGGUUCACACCAUUUCAAAUUCUGCCACCUGCCUUCCUGUGCGACUCUUACAGACCUAUAUCUCUCAAGUCUCUCCAUCGAAAACACAAUUUCUCUAUUACAGGAAACAGUCAACGUCAAAUCCUGCUACCUCAAGUAUAUUGACUCGGAGUUUUACGUCGCUGUCUACAAUGACGAAGAUGAAGAAGACCUCCCCUUGUCGUUCCCCUUCCUUGAAACACUUGUGAUCGACGGCUGCUCCUCAAAACACAUGCUUGGUCUUCUGGGCAAAGUCCCAAAAUUGCACGACCUUGGUAUGAAAGGAAUGGGAUGCCCAGACCUUCCCAUCCUCGAUCAAUUUUUCAAAGAGCACGACUGCAAACUGGACAAGUUCCACUUGACCAUCGACACUUCUAUGAAGAUUGACAAGAUCCGGCAAGUCCUUGGGCACCAUUCCAAGACGCUCACCUCGCUUUCGAUCUACGACAACUGA